GUGGCAUAAAAGGCCCGAGGCCAAGCGCAAGCAAGUUGGUCUCCACCUGUAGUGUCCUUUCGAUAAGCCUCGGCCUCGCCCUCAGACUCGACUUCCUUGGAAUCGUCAUUCUGUUGUUUUUUUUCGUCGCCUUUGGCCUCCCUCCCACCACCACAUCCACCUCGUAGCUUGGCCUUCCGCAAGUCCUUCACUCCAUCGCCUGCAAUGCCCGUCGCCCCUCUCACGAGUGUCAUCGUCCCAGCCGUCGCCAACCACUCGGCCACGGUCGUCUUCCUGCACGGCCUCGGCGACAGCGGAUGCGGCUGGGAGCCUAUUAUCCAGGAUCUGGCUCGUCAAUUCCCCCAUGUCAAAUGGGUCCUGCCGAAUGCCCCCAAACGGCCGAUCACAUACAACAUGGGCAUGAUCACGCGCGGAUGGUACGAUAAAUUUCGUGUUCCCAACAAAGAAGAUGGCCCGGGCAUCAAGCAGAGCGCUGCUGCAAUUCGCCAGCUGAUCCAGGACGAAAUCGACAGCGGCAUCCCAGCCUCGCGCAUCGUCCUCGGCGGGUUCUCCCAGGGAUCGGCCAUGAGUCUGUACACGGCCCUCACCACCGACAAGAAGUUUGCGGGUGUGAUUGCCCUCAGCGGAUACCUGCCGCUCUCGAAGCAGAUCCUGGAGUCUCAUAAGGACACCAACAAGGAAACGCCCUUCCUGCUGGGCCAUGGUGACGCCGACGACAUCAUUUCCCUCAACCAGGCCAAGAUAUCGGCUGCGGCCCUCAGAAGCCUGGGCCUCAAGAUUGACUUCAAACUCUAUCUAGGCAUGGGUCACUCGACAUGCGAUGAAGAGAUCCAAGACAUUGCUCAGUUCCUGAAGAGCGAGUGCAAGUUCUGAGCGCUGAGGAGGAGGGGGCAAAGCGGUUGCGAUUUAGUCACCUUCCACUCGGCACAGCAACAAAUCCCUGAUACACACCACGCCCCGAGCAAAUACCCAUUAAAACAUAGCCAGAGACUCCAGAACCGGUCACCCCACGAUACAAAUACAAUGUGCUUGCGAACGCUGCUGUA
This is a messenger RNA of Polychytrium aggregatum, 1046 nucleotides long. Its product is annotated as Phospholipase/carboxylesterase/thioesterase. Gene Ontology annotation, cellular component: cytoplasm. Gene Ontology annotation, molecular function: carboxylic ester hydrolase activity; palmitoyl-(protein) hydrolase activity. NCBI's taxonomy places the organism in Eukaryota, Fungi, Chytridiomycota, Chytridiomycetes, Polychytriales. Bases 205 to 873 code for a protein of 222 amino acids. The transcript is spliced from 6 exons. Gene Ontology annotation, biological process: protein depalmitoylation. The record is from RefSeq and is a predicted model, not a curated record.